Molecule: messenger RNA, 1029 nt
Organism: Fomitopsis serialis
Lineage: Eukaryota; Fungi; Basidiomycota; Agaricomycetes; Polyporales; Fomitopsidaceae
Product: Alpha/Beta hydrolase protein
Exons: 4
Coding region: 1-1029 (342 amino acids)
Source: RefSeq, a predicted model, not a curated record
AUGACAUCCCUCGUCAUCAACGAUCAAGGCGUCGAGCUCCGCUACACUGAUAGCGGUGCUCCUCCAAAUACCAGCUCGACCCCUUACAUGACGUUGUUCAUGGUCCAUGGUAUGGGCUUUACGGGGCCCAUCUUCAAGAAAAUCCAGGCUUUGGCGCACUCCUCGAACCUUCGCGUCGUUGCCAUAAACCGACGUGGGUAUGCGGGAUCUACCCCCUUCACCCCGGAAGAAGCCGCUGCUCCUCUAACCGGCUCCGACGAAGACAAGGCGGCGUAUAUUGCGAACAGAGGGAUAGAGAUAGCAAGUUUCAUAGACAUCUUCAUCCAGAAACACAACAUACCUCCCAUCGCCGCUGGUCGCAAGGGCGGUGGUGUAGGCCUUCUUGGCUGGUCCGCUGGGAACGUGUCUACGGUUUCCGCUGUGGCUCACGUCGGCGCGUUGCCCCCGGAGGUGCAGAAACGGCUCGCUUUGUACAUGCGCGCGUUAGUUAUGCAAGAACCGCCUUCUGGAUCUCUGGGCAUCCCUCUUCCAGCAGGGACAUGGUCACCGGGUCUCUCUCCAUCCAUCCCAAAGAAAUGGCAUAAAUCAUUCUUCACUCAGUGGAUCACGUCGUACUUCGACCACGGGGACCUCUCAACGCGCGAUACGGACGUUUUGUCCUAUGUAGUGCCUUCUAUUCUACGCCGUCCGUCCAUCUACUCUAUGUCCGACGACGAUCGGCGGGAGUUUGUCGAGGAAGUAGCCGAGAGCGCAAUCAUGCUUUCUACCAUGCCGCAAGCUCUGGCCAUGUACCGCAGGGCGUGCUUCGAUCGCGCCGCGCGUGCGCAGCUUUCAGAGCUGAAUGUAUGGUUCCUGACAGGGGAUGUUACCUGCUCCUUUUCUAUCGCGGCGUUCUGGGCGAUUCAAGAUGAUGACAAUGAACGCGGAGGAGGUUUCGUUCACUACAAGAUGAUUCCAGGCGUUAAUCACUUCAUGCACUGGGAUGACCCUGAGAAGGCCGUUCAGGCCUAUCUCGAAGCAUUAGCGUAG